CCUACUAUUCUAAGUUCAGGCUAAAGCACCCUUACCUAGUGUGCUCGUGUGCAAGACUUUUCAAGUUUCAGUACUACUAAUAUUCUUCAUUUCAUUCACAGUAGUAUAUUUCUUCUCUCUAUCCAUCUCUAAUGGCUACUGGGAACGGUGGUGGUUCUGGUUCACCUUGUGGUGCUUGUAAAUUUUUGAGAAGAAAGUGUGCGUCAGAUUGCGUGUUUGCACCGUAUUUUUGUUCUGAACAAGGUCCGGCUCGGUUUGCGGCGAUUCAUAAGGUUUUUGGUGCUAGUAAUGUUUCCAAGUUGUUAUUACAUGUACCUGUUCCUGAUCGGUGUGAAGCUGUUGUUACAAUUGCUUAUGAAGCUCAAGCAAGAGUUAGAGAUCCUGUCUAUGGCUGUGUUGCUCAUAUUUUUGCACUUCAGCAACAGGUGGCAUGUUUACAAGCUCAACUUAUGCAAGCGAAAUCACAAUUGGUGAACAAAGUUGCCGCUGACACACGGUCGUCACUAGAGAAUCAUAAUUGGAUGGAAAACGUUGCUGCUGCUGCAGCUGUAACAUCUCAACAUAUGAGCUACCCAGCUACGUAUAUGCGGUCUUCGGUUUCUCCUCAGAGUUCACUGGAAUCAGUUGACAAUAGUAACUGCAGUAAUAAUAUUGAUAUAUCAUCAAUGCAAGGAAUGCAUUAUACAAGCAGCGACAGGGAUAGUGGUUAUAAUACGAAUGACCACCUUCAUUCGUAUCAACCUUAUAACAAGAAGAGAAUGAUUUCUAAUAAUGAGUUGGGUGAACUUCAAGCUUUAGCUCUUAGGAUGAUGAGGAAUGAUUUCUAAUAAUAAUAAUUUUCUAAUAAUUCAUUAUGAAAAUUAUGAAUUUUAUCACCUUCUUUUUCCCCCUCUCUCGGAGGAUAUGCCACUAUUAGCCUGGUGUUGUUUUUCUUUGUACAUAGAAAGUAAAAGAAUAAUACUGUAAUCCGAAAACCCGGGCAUGGUCAUUUUUUUACUUGAAACAUGAGACUACUGGAGGUAAACUGUUUGAAGUUUAAUUAGUGUUUUUAAUGUUUAAGAGUAAGUUCCAUGGCACUGGUAAGACCCAUCAACACACAAACAUGCAUUACCGGGUGAUGAUGCAGUCGGCGAACGGCUCUUUGGAGGUGAUGAUUUUUCUGCAAGGUUAGGAUCAGAAAUCCUAGCUUGUGUUGACAUUACAAAUCAUUGUUUUGCCAAUUUCUUUACCCCUUUGCUAGGACUAAUAUUUUGCGAUUGCCCAAUUCUAAUGUGUAUUUCUCCAAAGUUGUGUAGUAAUAUUUUUCAAAGUUGUGUAGUAAUUGAAAAUUCUCCAGUAUCUCUCAAA
Molecule: messenger RNA, 1347 nt
Organism: Papaver somniferum (opium poppy)
Lineage: Eukaryota; Viridiplantae; Streptophyta; Magnoliopsida; Ranunculales; Papaveraceae
Product: LOB domain-containing protein 16-like
Exons: 2
Coding region: 132-827 (231 amino acids)
Biological process (GO): positive regulation of DNA-templated transcription; hormone-mediated signaling pathway
Cellular component (GO): nucleus
Source: RefSeq, a predicted model, not a curated record